Molecule: messenger RNA, 16027 nt
Organism: Pangasianodon hypophthalmus (striped catfish)
Lineage: Eukaryota; Metazoa; Chordata; Actinopteri; Siluriformes; Pangasiidae
Product: mucin-2
Exons: 46
Coding region: 84-15830 (5248 amino acids)
Cellular component (GO): extracellular matrix
Molecular function (GO): protein binding
Source: RefSeq, a predicted model, not a curated record
AUAAGGGGUUCGGAGAGCUGGCAGAGGUAGCAGUACGUGUGCUUGACCUGAGGAGUGUGGACAGACCCACCCUCAAGCCCACCAUGGCAUGGAGUAUAUCUACACUCUGUGCUCUGGCCCUGGCUUUGACCUGUGGCCUCCAGGUGAACGCAGUGAGGGUGCGCCAUAGCAACCAUACCAGCAACAUAUGUAGCAUGUGGGGAAAUUUCCACUUUCAGACAUUUGAUGGGGACAUCUACUCAUUCCAAGGCACUUGUGAAUAUAACCUAGUCUCUGACUGCCGUGGGCCUGUGCAGGGUUUCUCUGUGCACGUGAAAAGAGCAGAGACCCCUGGGAACUCAAAAAUCACCAGAGUUCUGGUCACUAUAGGAGACAUGGCCAUUGAGCUCACCAAGAAUGUGGUUAUGGUCAACAGCGAUAUUGUAAAACUGCCACAAUAUGUAGCAGGGGUGAUGCUUGAAGAGAACUUUAUCUACAUUAAACUUUACGCCAAACUGGGCCUCAGUGUCACAUGGAAUAAAGAUGAUUCUAUCAUGGUGGAACUGGACACUAAAUAUGCUAAUCACACCUGUGGACUUUGUGGAGAUUUCAAUGGGGUUCCUGUUUAUGACGAGUUCCUAAGUUAUGGUCGUGUCACUGGCUUCAUUGAGUUUGGCAACAAGCACAGGAUCCACAACCCCAAUGACAUGUGUGAGGACCCUUACGAAGAAUUUGACAGUGAAGAAAACAAACUCGACAAGUGCCAAUCAUUUCGAGAAGACUGUUCUGAGCUGCUGGAGGAUGAACGCUGGUCCCUCUGUAGGAAUGUUUUGAGUCCAGAGCCUUAUAUUCAAGCCUGCAUGAUGGACAGGUGCAGGAGUCGCCCAGGGGACCUAGAGGACAAUACAGCUCUCUGCAGCACCCUGUCUGAGUACUCACGCCAGUGCUCCCAUGCAGGGGGAAGGCCACCCAACUUCAGAACACCAACCUUUUGUGCUGUGAAUUGCCCCUUUAACAUGGAGUACUCUGAGAGCGGUUCCCCAUGUCAAGACACGUGCACACACACAGAAACCAGCUCACUGUGUGAGGAACACAAGAUGGAUGGCUGCUUCUGCCCACCUGGUACUGUGUUUGAUGAUAUCUCUAAGAGAGGCUGUAUCCCUCAGGAUCAGUGCCAGUGUAAGCACAACAAGGUGUACAACCCUGGAGAGGUUCUGCUCAAGGAUGAUGAAGAAUGUGUGUGUCAACAGGGAAGGUGGAUCUGCAAGAGUCUGUCUGUCCCAGGUGUGUGUGCUAUGGAGGAGGGUUCCCACUUCACUACUUUUGAUGGAAAAGAAUUUACCUUCCAUGGGAACUGCUAUUAUGUUGUUUCCAAAGACUGUGUGGACUCAAAGUUCAUUAUUUUGGGACAACUUAUUCCUUGUGUUGCCCAACCUACAGACACUUGCCUGAAAUCAGUUGCAUUACUACUCAACAACGACAAGAGUAAUGCCUUAAUCAUCAAAGAUGAUGGCAUAGUAAGGCACAAUGGAGAUAUAACCCUCCCUUACACCACUGCUGAAUUCACCAUAUUCAGACCGUCGUCCUUCCACAUCAUGUUGCAGACCACUUUUGGGCUCCAGAUGCAGGUGCAACUGGUUCCACUCAUGCAGCUCUACAUCACCCUGGAUCAGAGCUUCCAGACCAAGACCUGUGGUCUGUGUGGAAACUUCAACAUGGUGCUGUCUGAUGAACUGACGACCCCACAAGGUGUAGUUGAAGGGACAGCCACAUGCUUUGGGAAUUCCUGGAAGGCUCAGUCCAACUGUCCUGACUAUACAGAGAGGCUUGAUGACCCCUGCAGCUACAGCAUAGACAGUGAGAGCUAUGCAGAGCACUGGUGCUCUAAACUGAAGGAGAAGGAAGGUGUUUUUACGAAAUGCCAUUCUACUGUUAACCCAGAAAGCUACUACAAGAGGUGUAAAUACUCAAGCUGCACGUGUGAGAAGAGCGAGGACUGUCUGUGUGCUGUCUUCUCCUCCUAUGUUCGGGCAUGCGCAGCAAAGGGUGUGUUCUUGCAAAGCUGGAGACACACAGUGUGUGAGAAAUAUACUAAAAGCUGCCCAGCUUCCCAGACUUUCACCUACAAGGUUAAGCAAUGCCAGCACACAUGUGACUCCCUUAGCUUGGAACGUCAGGGCUGCAGCACUGACUACGUGCCCGUGGAUGGAUGUGUCUGUCCAGAAGGGCUCUAUGAGAGUGAGAAUGGUGUUUGUGUGCCCAUAGACAAAUGCCCCUGUUAUUACAAUGGAGAGCACAUUAAACCUGGCAAGUCAAUCAACAUCAAAAAUGAGCACUGUAUUUGUACAAAUGGAAAGCUUCACUGCCAAUCCUGGAGGCCUCGUCUUAAAGAAUGUCCUGCUCCAAAGGUCUUCUUUAACUGCAGUACAGCAGGGCCGGAUGAGCAUGGGUUAGCGUGUGCACAAACAUGUGCACAAAAGAACGUUGACUGCUAUCUUGCAGACUGUGAGUCAGGAUGUCAGUGUCCUGCAGGCCUGCUUGAUGAUGGUCGUGGUUACUGUGUUAAGGAGCAUGACUGCCCUUGCCAACAUGACAAUCACUUUUAUGCUCCAGGUUCUCAAAUAUCAGACCAGUGUAACAAAUGCAUCUGUAAACAUGGCAAGUGGGAUUGCACCAAGAAAAAAUGCCCUGGCACUUGCACCAUCUAUGGCAGUGGACAUUACAACACUUUCGAUAAGCAAAGAUUUGGUUUUAGUGGAGAUUGUAGUUAUAUAGUUGUCCAGGACAAUUGUGGAAAUAAGACAGGGACAUUUCAUGUGAUCACAGAGAACGUACCAUGUGGGACAACAGGGACCACUUGUUCCAAAGCUGUUCGGAUUGUACUGGGAAGAACAGAGCUGGAGUUGAGGGAUGGCAAAAUAACAAAAACUGAGGUUAAACCUGGUCUAUCUAUUAAGGUCAAUGUGAGAAAUGUGGGUCUUUACCUGGUCAUAGAUUCUGCCAUUGGCCUAACAGUUCUGUGGGACCGUAAAACGACAGUCCGCAUCAUUCUUCAACCUGAGCAUAUGGGAGAGGUUUGUGGAUUGUGCGGAAACUACAAUGGAAAUGGCAAAGACGACUUCACCACUCAAAGCUUGCUGCAUGUUUCUGAUGUUUUGGAAUUUGCAAACAGCUGGAAAGUAAACAACCCUUGCCCAGAUGCUAAGCCAGACUUUGAUCCAUGUUCUGGAACACCUAACCGCCACACUUGGGCAAAACUGCAGUGCAGCAUCAUUAAAUCUGACACUUUCAAAGACUGCCACAAUAAGGUGGAGUGGACCCCAUAUUUUGACAACUGUGUAAAAGACUCAUGUGCAUGUGACACUGGUGGGGACUGCGAAUGUUUCUGCACUGCUGUGGCAGCUUAUGCACAAGCCUGUCAUGAAGCAGGAGUCUGUGUCGCUUGGAGAACCCCAGAGAUCUGUCCUGUAUUCUGUGACUACUACAAUAACCAGUAUGAAUGCACAUGGCACUACAGUCCCUGUCACACACCAUGCUACAAAACCUGCCUCAACCCUAGCGGCAACUGCACCAACCCUUUACCUAAUGUGGAAGGAUGUUAUCCCAAAUGUCCAGACGACAAGCCUAUUUUUGAUGAAAAGAAACAAAUUUGCGUUGAGGAAUGUGAUGUAUGCAUCAUCAAUGGAACAGAGUACAUACCUGGGGAGCCAAUACCAACUGAAAAACUAUGCUCUUCAUGUUACUGUGGUGAAAAUGGAGAGGAAAAAUGUUCUCCCAAACCUGGGUGCUGCAUUUACAAUGGAACACAAUAUAAUGCCUCUGAUGUCAUAUACAAUGUAACGGACAACAUGGGAACAUGUUACUAUGCUAUAUGCAUAAUAAAUAGCACUGUCAUUAAUGGCACCUAUCCCUGCUCAACAACCACUGCACCACCAACAACAACAACAGAAACAUCAACUACACCCGAAAGCACCUCCCAGAGCACAACAGAACCCUCUAGUACUACACACACUACAUCACCUACAACCAGUGAAAGCAGUACUACACUCACGAUAACUACACCAUGCAGAUGUGAAUGGACUGACUGGAUCAAUGUGUAUGACCCAACAGAAAAAGGGGGAGAUGAUUUAGAAACAUAUGAAAAUAUCAAGAAUAGUGGAAAGGUGAUAUGUGAUCAUCCAGAAGACAUCCAGUGCAGAAGUGUACAGCAACCUGAUAUAUCUCUGGAAGAAUUUGUACAAUAUACAGGUCAGGUUGUGCAGUGCAAUGUUUCAUUUGGUUUAACGUGUGAAAAGAAUAAACAGUCACAACGCCCAUACAAAUGUUUUGAUUACGAAAUUAGAGUACUUUGUUGUGAUUGUUUUGAAACAACAACUAGUCGAGUGGUCACAGCAACAUCCCAACCUACAGUAACAACAACUACAACUCCUGUAUCAAGUACAACAGCUGAAAGUAGUACAACACCUACAACUGAGCCACCAUCUACAACUGGAAUAACUACUAAAGCAACAACUACUCCAGUGUUCACAACAACUUCAACUCCUGUAUCAAGUACAACAGCUGAAAGUAGUACAACACCUACAACUGUGCCAACAUCUACAACUGGAAUAACUACCAAAGCAACAACUUCUCCAGUGGUCACAACAACAUCCCAACCUACAGUAACAACAUCUACGCCUCCUGUAUCAAGUACAACAGCUGAAAGUAGUACAAUACCUAUAACUGAGCCAACAUCUACAACUGGAACAACUAUCAAACCAACAACUACUCCAGUGGUCACAACAACAUCCCAACCUACAGUAACAACAACUACAACUCCCGUAUCAAGUACAACAGCUGAAAGUAGUACAACACCUAUAACUGAGCCAACAUCUACAACUGGAACAACUAUCAAACCAACACCCACUCCAGUGGUGACAACAACUACAACUCCUGUAUCAAGUACAACAGCUGAAAGUAGUACAACACCUACAACUGUGCCAACAUCUACAACUGGAAUAACUACCAAAGCAACAACUACUCCAGUGGUCACAACAACAUCCCAACCUACAGUAACAACAUCUACGCCUCCUGUAUCAAGUACAACAGCUGAAAGUAGUAUAAUACCUAUAACUGAGCCAACAUCUACAACUGGAACAACUAUCAAACCAACAACUACUCCAGUGGUCACAACAACAUCCCAACCUACAGUAACAACAACUACAACUCCCGUAUCAAGUACAACAGCUGAAAGUAGUACAACACCUAUAACUGAGCCAACAUCUACAACUGGAACAACUAUCAAACCAACACCCACUCCAGUGGUGACAACAACUAUAACUCCUGUAUCAAGUACAACAGCGGAAAGUAGUACAACAUCUACAACUGAGCCAACAUCUACAACUGGAACAACUACCGAACCAACACCCACUCCAGUGGUCACAACAACAUCCCAACCUACAGUAACAACAUCUACGCCUCCUGUAUCAAGUACAACAGCUGAAAGUAGUACAACACCUAUAACUGAGCCAACAUCUACAGCUGGAACAACUACCAAAGCAACAACUACUCCAGUGGUCACAACAACAUCCCAACCUACAGUAACAACAACUACAAUUCCUGUAUCAAGUACAACAGCUGAAAGUAGUACAACACCUAUAACUGAGCCAACAUCUACAACUGGAACAACUAUCAAACCAACACCCACUCCAGUGGUGACAACAACUACAACUCCUGUAUCAAGUACAACAGCGGAAAGUAGUACAACAUCUACAACUGAGCCACUAUCUACAACUGGAAUAACUACUAAACCAACAACUACUCCAGUGGUGACAACAACAUCAACUCCUGUAUCAAGUACAACAGCUGAAAGUAGUACAACACCUAUAACUGAGCCAACAUCUACAGCUGGAACAACUACCAAAGCAACAACUACUCCAGUGGUCACAACAACAUCCCAACCUACAGUAACAACAACUACAAUUCCUGUAUCAAGUACAACAGCUGAAAGUAGUACAACACCUAUAACUGAGCCACCAUCUACAGCUGGAACAACUACCAAACCAACACCCACUCCAGUGGUGACAACAACUACAACUCCUGUAUCAAGUACAACAGCUGAAAGUAGUACAACACCUACAACUGUGCCAACAUCUACAACUGGAAUAACUACCAAAGCAACAACUACUCCAGUGGUCACAACAACAUCACAACCUACAGUAACAACAUCUAAGCCUCCUGUAUCAAGUACAACAGCUGAAAGUAGUACAACACCUAAAACUGAGCCACCAUCUACAGCUGGAACAACUACCAAACCAACACCCACUCCAGUGGUGACAACAACUACAACUCCUGUAUCAAGUACAACAGCUGAAAGUAGUACAACACCUACCAAACCAACAACUACUCCAGUGGUGACAACAACAUCCCAAACUACAGUAACAACAGCUACAACUCCUGUAUCAAGUACAACAGCUGAAAGUAGUACAACACCUAUAACUGAGCCAACAUCUACAACUGGAACAACUACCAAACCAACACCCACUCCAGUGGUGACAACAACUACAACUCCUGUAUCAAGUACAACAGCUGAAAGUAGUACAACACCUACAACUGUGCCAACAUCUACAACUGGAAUAACUACCAAAGCAACAACUACUCCAGUGGUCACAACAACAUCCCAACCUACAGUAACAACAUCUACGCCUCCUGUAUCAAGUACAACAGCUGAAAGUAGUACAACACCUAAAACUGAGCCACCAUCUACAGCUGGAACAACUACCAAACCAACACCCACUCCAGUGGUGACAACAACUACAACUCCUGUAUCAAGUACAACAGCGGAAAGUAGUACAACACCUACCAAACCAACAACUACUCCAGUGGUGACAACAACAUCCCAAACUACAGUAACAACAGCUACAACUCCUGUAUCAAGUACAACAGCUGAAAGUAGUACAACACCUAUAACUGAGCCAACAUCUACAACUGGAACAACUACCAAACCAACACCCACUCCAGUGGUGACAACAACUACAACUCCUGUAUCAAGUACAACAGCUGAAAGUAGUACAACAUCAACAACUGAGCCAACAUCUACAACUGGAACAACUACCAAACCAACACCCACUCCAGUGGUGACAACAACUACAACUCCUGUAUCAAGUACAACAGCUGAAAGUAGUACAACACCUACAACUGAGCCACCAUCUACAACUGGAAUAACUACUAAAGCAACAACUACUCCAGUGGUGACAACAACUUCAACUCCUGUAUCAAGUACAACGGCUGAAAGUAGUACAACACCUAAAACUGAGCCACCAUCUACAGCUGGAACAACUACCAAACCAACACCCACUCCAGUGGUGGCAACAACUACAACUGCUGUAUCAAGUACAACAGCUGAAAGUAGUACAACAUCUACAACUGAGCCAACAUCUACAACUGGAACAACUACCAAACCAACACCCACUCCAGUGGUGACAACAACUACAACUCCUGUAUCAAGUACAACAGCUGAAAGUAGUACAACAUCUACAACUGAGCCAACAUCUACAACUGGAACAACUACCAAACCAACACCCACUCCAGUGGUGACAACAACUACAACUCCUGUAUCAAGUACAACAGCUGAAAGUAGUACAACAUCUACAACUGAGCCAACAUCUACAACUGGAACAACUAUCAAACCAACACCCACUCCAGUGGUGACAACAACUACAACUCCUGUAUCAAGUACAACAGCUGAAAGUAGUACAACACCUACAACUGUGCCAACAUCUACAACUGGAAUAACUACCAAAGCAACAACUACUCCAGUGGUCACAACAACAUCCCAACCUACAGUAACAACAUCUAAGCCUCCUGUAUCAAGUACAACAGCUGAAAGUAGUACAACAUCUACAACACCUAAAACUGAGCCACCAUCUACAGCUGGAACAACUACCAAACCAACAACCACUCCAGUGGUCACAACAACAUCCCAACCUACAGUAACAACAACUACAACUCCUGUAUCAAGUACAACAGCUGAAAGUAGUACAACAUCUAUAAUUGAGCCAACAUCUACAACUGGAACAACUACCAAACCAACACCCACUCCAGUGGUGACAACAACUACAACUGCUGUAUCAAGUACAACAGCUGAAAGUAGUACAACAUCUACAAUUGAGCCAACAUCUACAACUGGAACAACUACCAAACCAACACCCACUCCAGUGGUGACACCAACUACAACUCCUGUAUCAAGUACAACAGCUGAAAGUAGUACAACAUCUACAACUGAGCCAACAUCUACAACUGGAACAACUACCAAACCAACACCCACUCCAGUGGUGACAACAACUACAACUCCUGUAUCAAGUACAACAGCUGAAAGUAGUACAACAUCUACAACUGAGCCAACAUCUACAACUGGAACAACUACCAAACCAACACCCACUCCAGUGGUGACAACAACUACAAAUCCUGUAUCAAGUACAACAGCUGAAAGUAGUACAACAUCUACAACUGAGCCAACAUCUACAACUGGAACAACUACCAAACCAACACCCACUCCAGUGGUGACAACAACUACAACUGCUGUAUCAAGUACAACAGCUGAAAGUAGUACAACACCUACAACUGAGCCAACAUCUACAACUGGAACAACUACCAAACCAACACCCACUCCAGUGGUGACAACAACUACAACUGCUGUAUCAAGUACAACAGCUGAAAGUAGUACAACACCUACAACUGAGCCACCAUCUACAACUGGAAUAACUACUAAAGCAACAACUACUCCAGUGGUGACAACAACUACAACUCCUGUAUCAAGUACAACGGCUGAAAGUAGUACAACACCUAAAACUGAGGCACCAUCUACAGCUGGAACAACUAUCAAACCAACAACCACUCCAGUGGUGAUAACAACUACAACUCCUGUAUCAAGUACAACAGCUGAAAGUAGUACAACACCUACAACUGUGCCAACAUCUACAACUGGAAUAACUACCAAAGCAACAACUACUCCAGUGGUCACAACAACAUCCCAACCUACAGUAACAACAUCUAAGCCUCCUGUAUCAAGUACAACAGCUGAAAGUAGUACAACAUCUACAACACCUAAAACUGAGCCACCAUCUACAGCUGGAACAACUACCAAACCAACAACCACUCCAGUGGUCACAACAACAUCCCAACCUACAGUAACAACAACUACAACUCCUGUAUCAAGUACAACAGCUGAAAGUAGUACAACAUCUACAACUGAGCCAACAUCUACAACUGGAACAACUACCAAACCAACACCCACUCCAGUGGUGACACCAACUACAACUCCUGUAUCAAGUACAACAGCUGAAAGUAGUACAACAUCUACAACUGAGCCAACAUCUACAACUGGAGCAACUACCAAACCAACACCCACUCCAGUGGUGACAACAACUACAACUCCUGUAUCAAGUACAACAGCUGAAAGUAGUACAACAUCUACAACUGAGCCAACAUCUACAACUGGAACAACUACCAAACCAACACCCACUCCAGUGGUGACAACAACUACAACUCCUGUAUCAAGUACAACAGCUGAAAGUAGUACAACACCUACAACUGAGCCACCAUCUACAACUGGAAUAACUACUAAAGCAACAACUACUCCAGUGGUGACAACAACUUCAACUCCUGUAUCAAGUACAACGGCUGAAAGUAGUACAACACCUAAAACUGAGCCACCAUCUACAGCUGGAACAACUACCAAACCAACACCCACUCCAGUGGUGAUAACAACUACAACUCCUGUAUCAAGUACAACAGCCGAAAGUAGUACAACACCUACAACUGUGCCAACAUCUACAACUGGAAUAACUACCAAAGCAACAACUACUCCAGUGGUCACAACAACAUCCCAACCUACAGUAACAACAUCGAAGCCUCCUGUAUCAAGUACAACAGCUGAAAGUAGUACAACAUCUACAACACCUAAAACUGAGCCACCAUCUACAGCUGGAACAACUACCAAACCAACAACCACUCCAGUGGUCACAACAACAUCCCAACCUACAGUAACAACAACUACAACUCCUGUAUCAAGUACAACAGCUGAAAGUAGUACAACAUCUACAAUUGAGCCAACAUCUACAACUGGAACAACUACCAAACCAACACCCACUCCAGUGGUGACACCAACUACAACUCCUGUAUCAAGUACAACAGCUGAAAGUAGUACAACAUCUACAACUGAGCCAACAUCUACAACUGGAACAACUACCAAACCAACACCCACUCCAGUGGUGACAACAACUAUAACUCCUGUAUCAAGUACAACAGCUGAAAGUAGUACAACAUCUACAACUGAGCCAACAUCUACAACUGGAACAACUACCAAACCAACACCCACUCCAGUGGUGACAACAACUACAACUGCUGUAUCAAGUACAACAGCUGAAAGUAGUACAACAUCUACAAUUGAGCCAACAUCUACAACUGGAACAACUACCAAACCAACACCCACUCCAGUGGUGACACCAACUACAACUCCUGUAUCAAGUACAACAGCUGAAAGUAGUACAACAUCUACAACUGAGCCAACAUCUACAACUGGAACAACUACCAAACCAACACCCACUCCAGUGGUGACAACAACUACAACUCCUGUAUCAAGUACAACAGCUGAAAGUAGUACAACAUCUACAACUGAGCCAACAUCUACAACUGGAACAACUACCAAACCAACACCCACUCCAGUGGUGACAACAACUACAACUCCUGUAUCAAGUACAACAGCUGAAAGUAGUACAACAUCUAUAACUGAGCCAACAUCUACAACUGGAACAACUACCAAACCAACACCCACUCCAGUGGUGACAACAACUACAACUCCUGUAUCAAGUACAACAGCUGAAAGUAGUACAACACCUACAACUGAGCCAACAUCUACAACUAGAAUAACUACCAAAGCAACAACUACUCCAGUUGUGACAUCUGAAUCAACAUCUACUGGGCUAACAAAAACAACAGGUAUAACAGUCAUAACAGGGACAACCACCACACACACUCCUACAGCAUCUGUGUCUCAAACUGUUCUUUCAACAACUGUGUCAAGUACAACAGCUGAAAGUAGUACAACACCUACAACUGUGCCACCAUCUACAACUGGAAUAACUACCAAAGCAACAACUACUCCAGUAGUUACAACAACAUCCCAAACUACAGUAACAACAACUACAACUCCUGUAUCAAGUACAACAGCGGAAAGUAGUACAACACCUACAACUGAGACAUCAUCUACAACUAGAAUAACUACCAAAGCAACAACUACUCCAGUAGUGACAUCUGAAUCAGCAUCUACUGAGCUAACAAAAACAUCAGAUAUCACAGUUAUAACAGGGCCAACCAUCACACACAGUCCUCCAGCAUCUGCAUCUCAAGGUGUUGCAACAACUGUUCAAAAAUCUACUCCUCCUGUAUCAAGUACAACAGCUGAAAGUAGUACAACACCUAAAACUGAGCCACCAUCUACAACUGGAAUAACUACCAAACCAACAACUACUCCAGUGAUCACAACAACAUCCCAACCUACAGUAACAACAACUACAACUCCUGUAUCAAGUACAACAGCUGAAAGUAGUACAACACGUACAACUGAGCCACCAUCUACAACUGAAAUAACUACCAAACCAACACCUACUCCAGUGGUCACAACAACUACAACUCCUGUAUCAAGUACAACGGCUGAAAGUAGUACAACACCUACAACUGAGGCACCAUCUACAACUGGAAUAACUACCAAACCAACACCCACUCCAGUGGUGACAACAACUACAACUCCUGUAUCAAGUACAACGGCUGAAAGUAGUACAACACCUACAACUGAGGCACCAUCUACAGCUGGAAUAACUACCAAACCAACACCCACUCCAGUGGUGACAACAACUACAACUCCUGUAUCAAGUACAACAGCUGAAAGUAGUACAACACCUACAACUGAGCCACCAUCUACAACUGAAAUAACUACCAAACCAACACCUACUCCAGUGGUCACAACAACUACAACUCCUGUAUCAAGUACAACGGCUGAAAGUAGUACAACACCUACAAUUGAGCCACCAUCUACAACUGGAAUAACUACCAAACCAACACCCACUCCAGUGGUGACAACAACUACAACUCCUGUAUCAAGUACAACAGCUGAAAGUAGUACAACACCUACAACUGAGCCACCAUCUACAACUGAAAUAACUACCAAACCAACACCUACUCCAGUGGUCACAACAACUACAACUCCUGUAUCAAGUACAACAGCUGAAAGUAGUACAACACCUACAACUGAGCCACCAUCUACAACUGAAAUAACUACCAAACCAACACCCACUCCAGUGGUGACAACAACUACAACUCCUGUAUCAAGUACAACGGCUGAAAGUAGUACAACACCUACAACUGAGCCACCAUCUACAACUGGAAUAACUACCAAACCAACACCCACUCCAGUGGUGACAACAACUACAACUGCUGUAUCAAGUACAACAGCUGAAAGUAGUACAACACCUACAACUGAGCCACCAUCUACAACUGAAAUAACUACCAAACCAACACCUACUCCAGUGGUCACAACAACUACAACUCCUGUAUCAAGUACAACGGCUGAAAGUAGUACAACACCUACAAUUGAGCCACCAUCUACAACUGGAAUAACUACCAAACCAACACCCACUCCAGUGGUGACAACAACUACAACUCCUGUAUCAAGUACAACAGCUGAAAGUAGUACAACACCUACAACUGAGCCACCAUCUACAACUGAAAUAACUACCAAACCAACACCUACUCCAGUGGUCACAACAACUACAACUCCUGUAUCAAGUACAACAGCUGAAAGUAGUACAACACCUACAACUGAGCCACCAUCUACAACUGAAAUAACUACCAAACCAACACCCACUCCAGUGGUGACAACAACUACAACUCCUGUAUCAAGUACAACGGCUGAAAGUAGUACAACACCUACAACUGAGCCACCAUCUACAACUGGAAUAACUACCAAACCAACACCCACUCCAGUGGUGACAACAACUACAACUGCUGUAUCAAGUACAACAGCUGAAAGUAGUACAACACCUACAACUGAGCCACCAUCUACAACUGAAAUAACUACCAAACCAACACCUACUCCAGUGGUCACAACAACUACAACUCCUGUAUCAAGUACAACGGCUGAAAGUAGUACAACACCUACAACUGAGCCACCAUCUACAACUGAAAUAACUACCAAACCAACACCCACUCCAGUGGUGACAACAACUACAACUCCUGUAUCAAGUACAACGGCUGAAAGUAGUACAACACCUACAACUGAGCCACCAUCUACAACUGGAAUAACUACCAAACCAACAACUACUCCAGUAGUUUCAACUAUGUCCUCAUCUACUGAAAGUAAAACCACAGUUGUCAUUACCUCAACCACAGAGUGUUUCUGCAUAAUAAACGGAACGCGUUAUACACCAGGACAGAUGAUACUUGAAGAUAAGCAUAUUGGCUCAGGUAUAUGUUUGACCAUGAUCUGUUCUGAUAGUUGUGUAAUACAGAACACAACAACACCAUGCCCAACAACACCACCACUUCCAGUAACUUGCCCAGAAUGGGGAGUAACUGUAAAUGAGACAUUUGUGAUAUGUAACUGCACAAUGGCCAGGUGCAUUGAAGACAAUAUUAUUGAGAUCAUCCCAUACGAAUGUCCACCUCUUGAAAACAUCACUUGUUCAAAUGGCAAACCACCUGUGGAGGUGUAUGACAAGUAUGGCUGCUGUAAACAACAUGCUUGUGACUGCUAUUGUGAAGGCUGGGGUGAUCCUCACUAUAAAACAUUUGAUGGCCUGUUCUAUAGUUAUCAAGGAGAAUGCACAUAUGUUUUAAUGGAGGAAAUCACGCCUUAUCACCACUUGAAAAUUUACAUUGAUAAUGUCAAUUGUGACCCCCGAGAGUCUGUGUCCUGCCCGAGAGCUGUAAUUGUGUCCUACAAUAAUGUAGUGAUCACACUGAAAAACCACAACCUUAUAGGAGCUGCCAAGCUGGAGGCUUUAAUGGGCCUUUCUGCUCUGAAAUUACCAUUUCAUCAAAGUGGUGUGAGGGUGGUGAGCUCUGGGUUGAACUUAAUCCUGGAGAUUCCAAAGCUAAAGGUUGUGGUGAUGUUUGGAGUCACUGGUUUCAGUGUCAACUUGCCAUUCCAGCAUUUCGGAAACAACACUCAAGGACACUGUGGUACCUGCAACAACAACCAGGCUGAUGACUGCAUGCUACCAGGGGGGAAACUUGUAGAUGACUGUGCAGUAAUGGCAAACUAUUGGCAAGCUAAAGACCUGAACAACCCCGAAUGCAAACUGCCACCGGAGGUGUCAACAACAGCUGCACCCAAUGAUUGUUCAAUCAACACAGUGUGUGAGGUUCUGAAGAGCGAUUUGUUUAAGGAGUGUCAUCCCCACCUCUCCCCGGAAAACUACUUCACUGGCUGCCAGUUUGACAGUUGUCGUAUGAGCAACCCAGCUGUGGUCUGCACCAGUCUUCAGACCUAUGCACUAGCUUGCUCACAGUUUGGUAUCUGCAUAAACUGGAGGAACCAUGUUGAUCUAUGCACUGUCGAAUGUCCAGCAGACAAAGUGUACCAAGCCUGUGGACCUGCUGACCCUCCAACGUGCAAAGACAGGCUUGAUGGCCCUUAUAUGAACGUGACUACUGAGGGUUGUUUCUGUCCUGAUGGCAUGCAGCUCUUCAGUAAGGAGUCAGGAGUGUGUGUUGACAAGUGUGGAUGCUUGGACCCCUCUGGUCAAGGACGAGAGUUUGGAGAAGAGUUCCAGCAUGGUUGCCAUGACUGUGUCUGUGAUAAGGCAUCUGAAUCCAUCAUCUGUAAACCAAAGAAGUGUUCAAACGACAACCAAGGGACUUGCACCGAUCCAGGAUUUAUUGUGGUCAAUGUGACAGAUCCAUCGGAUGCCUGUUGCACUGUGCUUACCUGCCGCUGUGAGAGCAGCACCUGUCCCAGUGUAGAUGACAAGUGUCCAACUGGCUACACUCCUAUACUCAGAGUGCCUGAAGGGAAAUGCUGCCCUGAAUUCACAUGCGAGCCAAAGAAAGUGUGUGUCCAUAAAGGACUGGAGUAUGAGCCUGGUACUUCAGUCCCUGUGGUUGAUUGCCAGGAGUGUCACUGCACUUGGAACGUGGAUCCGAAAACACAACUGUACAAGAUCCAGUGUGGAUUUGUGAUUUGCGAUGAGCAGUGUGAACCAGGAUAUGAGUAUGUGGAAUCAGACACUGCUGAAUGUUGUGGAAAAUGUGUAAAGAACAAAUGUGUCCUUCACUACAACAGCACAGUACACAUAUUUGAGAGUGGACAAGAAUGGACUCCUUUCAGUGAACCCUGUAACAAGUUCACCUGCACAAAGAUCGAUGGAGAAUAUGUCAUUACUAACUACAAGAUCCAGUGCCCACCAUUCAGCAUCAGCAAUUGCCAGCCUGGCACCGUGCAGCUUUCUGCUAAUCGCUGCUGCCAAGUCUGUGUGGAGAAGGACAAGGGAUGUAAAGUACAGACCACUGUUGAUUACAUCACUCACAACAACUGCCAGUCAAAGAACACAGUGGAACAAACACACUGUCAGGGACACUGUAACAGCUACAGCAAGUACAGUGAGUUGGGUUCUUCAUCUUGUAGCUGUUGCCAAGCGAGCCACACCAGUAACCGCACAGUGACUCUGGACUGCAUGAAUGGAGAUUCAGUAUCCCACACCUAUGUCCAUGUGGAGGCAUGCAGCUGUGACCAGACUAAUUGUCUCAAAGGGUUCCAGGACACACACACUCACAUAGGAGAUACUCGUCGGAGACGCAGCUUCAGACUCCCCUAAGGAUGUACUGUGACAACAAUAUCAUAGAAAAAACAGUCACAAAAAACUCCCUAUUUUGCAUUUUUCUCUGAGAUAUUUAGAAAAGAUUUCAAGUGCUUUAUCAUGAUUAUUUUUAAAGGUGUCUUUUAAAGGACCAGAUUGCUUUGCUUUUAAUUCAAAUAUAUGUAGCAGUUUAAAUAAAGAGCAGUUUAAAAGUC